AUGCCUCUGGUUAGAUCACUGUCUGUGACCUCUCUUAAUGGGCUUCCUCAGUGGGAGGAUGAAGACCUGCCAGUGGAGGAUUUAUUGCUCUUUGAAGUCGCUUGGGAAGUUACCAAUAAAGUUGGUGGCAUCUACACUGUGAUCCAGACAAAAGCCAAAAUUACAACUGACGAAUGGGGUGAAAAUUAUUUUCUGAUCGGUCCCUACUUUGAGCACAACGUGAAGACUCAGGUAGAGGUGUGCGAGCCUCCGAACCCAGCAAUUAAAAAGGCAGUGGACACAUUGAAAGGCCAGGGGUGUCAGGUAUUUUUUGGAAGAUGGCUGAUAGAAGGCAGCCCAUACGUUAUGCUCUUUGACAUAGGAUCAGCAGCCUGGAAUCUGGACAGAUGGAAAGGAGAAUUCUGGGAUGCAUGCAACAUAGGAAUCCCUUUUAAUGACAGAGAGGCCAACGAUGCACUGAUCUUUGGAUCAUUGACUGCCUGGUUCUUUAAAGAGCUCACCAGCCAGUUUGAUGACAAGCCCAACUUGAUUGCUCACUUUCAUGAAUGGCAGGCAGGUGCUGGGCUAAUCCUCUCUCGAUUUAGGAAACUUCCUGUUGCCACAGUCUUUACUACCCAUGCCACACUGCUCGGGAGGUACCUGUGUGCAGCAAGUAUAGAUUUCUACAACAAACUUGACCAGUUUGACAUAGACAAAGAAGCAGGAGAGAGAGAGAUUUACCAUCGGUACUGUAUGGAACGGGCGUCUGUACAUUGUGCCCAUGUUUUCACCACGGUUUCUCAGAUAACAGCCAUAGAAGCAGAACACAUGCUUAAGAGAAAAGCCGAUGUUGUUACUCCAAAUGGCUUGAACAUUAAGAAAUUUUCAGCAAUGCAUGAGUUUCAGAAUUUGCAUGCCAUGUACAAGGCUAGGAUCCAAGAGUUCGUUCGAGGCCAUUUCUAUGGCCAUCUUGACUUCAACCUUGCAAGGACCUUGUUUUUCUUCAUCGCUGGGAGAUACGAAUAUUCAAACAAAGGAGCUGAUUUGUUUCUAGAGGCCUUAUCCAGAUUAAACUUCCUGCUGCGGGUUCACAGAAGUGAUGUUACAGUCGUAGUGUUCUUCAUCAUGCCAGCAAAGACGAACAAUUUCAAUGUGGAAACACUGAAAGGCCAAGCAGUACGAAAGCAACUAUGGGACACCGCACAAUGUGUGAAAGAAAAAUUUGGAAAGAAACUCUACGAUGCACUACUGAAGGGAGAAAUUCCAGAUUUGAACAAGAUCCUUGACCGGGAUGACGUAACCAUUAUGAAAAGAGCCAUCUUUUCAACUCAGCGACAGUCUCUGCCUCCAGUGACCACCCACAACAUGAUCGAUGAUUCCAAUGACCCGAUCCUCAAUACCAUUCGGCGCAUCGGACUCUUCAAUAACCGCACAGACAGAGUUAAGGUGAUAUUACACCCAGAGUUCCUGUCUUCAACAAGUCCAUUAUUACCCAUGGACUAUGAAGAUUUUGUCAGAGGCUGCCAUUUGGGGGUGUUUCCCUCAUACUAUGAGCCUUGGGGUUACACUCCAGCUGAGUGCACUGUGAUGGGCAUUCCCAGUGUGACCACAAACCUCUCUGGAUUUGGCUGUUUCAUGCAGGAGCAUGUAGCUGACCCAGCUGCUUAUGGCAUUUACAUAGUUGACAGGAGGUACCGCUCUCCCGAUGAGUCAUGUAACCAGCUGACUCAGUUCUUGUAUGGAUUUUGCCAGCAGUCACGGCGUCAGAGGAUCAUCCAGAGAAAUCGAACUGAGAGGCUCUCAGACCUACUGGACUGGAGAUAUUUAGGCAGGUACUACAUGCAUGCCAGACACCUGGCUCUGAGCAGAACUUUCCCAGAUAAAUUUGAGAUGGAACCAAAUGCUCCACCAAAGACGGAAGGUUUCAGGUACCCCAGGCCUUCAUCAGUACCACCAUCGCCUUCUGUCUCUCAGCAUUCCAGCCCUCAUCAUAGCGAGGAUGAAGAUGAGGAUGAAAGAUAUGAUGAGGAUGAAGAGGCCGAAAGAGACAGACAAAACAUAAAGUCACCUUUGUCCCUUGGAGCACUGCCACAAAGAAAGAAAAAGCAGCAUGGAGAAUAUCGGAACUGA
This is a messenger RNA of Emys orbicularis (European pond turtle), 2109 nucleotides long. It is a transcript of the gene GYS2, whose product is annotated as glycogen synthase 2. NCBI's taxonomy places the organism in Eukaryota, Metazoa, Chordata, Testudines, Emydidae. The transcript has 16 exons. Gene Ontology annotation, biological process: glycogen biosynthetic process. Bases 1 to 2109 code for a protein of 702 amino acids. Gene Ontology annotation, molecular function: alpha-1,4-glucan glucosyltransferase (UDP-glucose donor) activity. The record is from RefSeq and is a predicted model, not a curated record. Gene Ontology annotation, cellular component: cytoplasm.